Octodon degus (degu) is the source of this 1128-nucleotide messenger RNA. RefSeq names its product transmembrane and coiled-coil domains 5A (gene Tmco5a). The record is from RefSeq and is a predicted model, not a curated record. Lineage: Eukaryota; Metazoa; Chordata; Mammalia; Rodentia; Octodontidae. The transcript has 12 exons. Bases 88 to 999 code for a protein of 303 amino acids.
GAUUUGACUCCUCAGAAGCCAAUUGACUAGGGCAGGAUUGGAAGACAAUACACUGCAGAAGAUACAUCUCUGCUGGCAUUUUAGAGAAUGGAAGACCAAAGGGAAGUUCAUCAAGAUUACCAAUCAGAAAAAAUGGAAAUCUUAAAGUUGGCCCAGUCAAAGAGGAACAUUAUCAGUCUGAACACGGACCUUGAAAAGGACAUGCAGAGGAUAGAUGAAGCAAAUCAGGAGCUGCUUCUCAAAAUCCAAGAGAAAGAACACGAGAUUCAGAAGUUAGAAAUUGAGAUCACCCAGUUGGGAGACUCAGCAAAAGAGGAGGAGUGGGAGAAAGACAACUUCUCUGUGCUGGAAAAUGAAAGAGCCUUGCAGAAGCUGGAAGAAAAGACAGCCAGACUUGAAAAGAAGAACGAGACUCUGGUCCAUAGUAUAACAGAACUGCAGAGAAAGCUUGCAAAGAAAUCACACAAGACAACCAAGUGUGAACAAUGCGAUCUGGACAGAGCCCCUGAGGAGUUGGAGGUUAAGUUACACCAGUUGGAAUCUUCCUGUGUAGACCAAGAAAGGAAACUGGUCAAGGUAAUAGAAGACUACACAUUCGUAGUGCAGCUCUGUGAAGACCAAGCCCUCUGCAUAAAGAAGUACCAGGAAACUUUGAGGAGAAUAGAAGAAGAGCUAGAGACUCGAUUCCUUGAGAAAGAAGUGUCAAAAGUCUUGAGCAUGGAGUCUAAGAGGAGAAAGUGUGAAGGCCAGAAUAGUGAGUGUACUUCUAUCACCGAAAUGGCAACAUGGUUGGGUAAAAGGAUUUUUCAUUGUCUCUUUUUCAUCAUCCUAUUUUUGGUCAGACUGCUGGGAUACAUGCUCUUGCACAUAAUUUUUAUCAAUCCAGAUCUCCUUGUCAACACCCUGCCAAAGAUACUGAGCAGAAGCAACUUGUGGAAGCUGCGAUGUUUCCUUUUUCCAUCUCUCACUCUUGAGACAGAGGACCUGUUGCCUCACUGACUCCAAGAAGCAUUGUUGGCCUACAGGAGGCAAGCUGGACCACAGCUGUGGAUGGGAGAUGUCGGAGACUGUGGAAGACAAGAUGCUCUUCAGUUUCUCCCUUGAGCAUUGUCUAUCAGAUGGCUUCCU